AAUAGUUUGCUUACAUUUAACACAGAAUUGAAUUGUUAGAAACAAAAUGAGUGCCAAAAAGUAUUUGAAAAUGCCGCAGCAGCAACCUACGCAGCCGGCAGCUAAAACGGAGAAAGAGGAGCAGCUUUGGAAUGCACUGAAAAGACACAUAAUGCGAGAACGUGAGCGUAAGAAACAAGAACUACAAGCGGAAGUAGAAGAGGAACGUCUCCGAAGAGAGCGCGAGGAACGCGAAAAACAGGAUGUGAUGACGUUGGGGGAAACAAAAGAACAAAUUCUAAUUCUGGAGAAGAAUCUUGAAAACUUGCGUAAUGAAAAGCAGCAGCUUUUCCUUCAACUGAAGAAAGUAUUGAAUGAAGAUGACAACAGGAAACGCCAAAUGAAGGAGGAAAUGAUGGCAAUACAAAACAAUCCGCAACAAAUAUUCUUACCCCAACGAUCCAUCGGUCUGCCUCAUCAGCAACAUUUGAUACACAAAGGCAAUCCCCAGGUAAAUGUGGCGAAACGCACGCACAGCCCUUCAUCACCUCAGCAUCUGCAGGGCUAUUACAAGCAGCCAAAUCCCAACAAUCAACCCUAUCCUUCGCCGCAAAAGAUCGAGGAAGGUAGACGGGGCGGUGAAGUGGCCCGUGCCGUUUUAUGGAACAAAUCGCAAUACUGUCCCCCAGUUGGAUUUUAUCCGGCAACACCGCCGUCCAAUCCGCAAGAUGGUCGACAACCGCAGCAGAUUCUUUAUCCGUAUCAGAACAAUUUAACGCUACCAAUGCGUCAAUUCCCAAUGGACAUGCCAGCGCAACAAGAGCCCGGUCCAGCACCGGUGCAAUCAUCCAAACCCGAUCCACAAGUAGUGAGUGGGAAGCCGGGUCUUCCGCAAUCGGCACAGGCCAAUAUAUACCACAUCAACAUGGACCAGGCUGUGGUGGCCGCAGCCGCCAUGCAUGGUCAACCACCGUCAGUUCAGGGGCAACCACUGAAAACUAUCACCAUCGAAAAGAUUGCUCCUGAACGGAUUGUUCCGUACCACAUAGAGCUAGCGAAACAUGAUGAACGCAAGGAUUUGCGUCCGUCGCAAGCACCUCAGCCUGGCACGCAAUCUGGUCCCGCAGGAUCACACCUACCGGAAGGUAUCGUGUAUGCUCCUGGUCUACGUCCAGGUGCAAUUCAAAUGCACACCAUUGCUACAAAUCAGCAACUCCCGAAGGGUGGAAGCAUUACACAAGGUUACCCGCCGGUCAGGCCGCCACCAAUCAGCAAUCCUCAGCAGCAGCCGUCUUCUCAGAUGCACUACAAUCGACAACGCUACUAGUGGUCCACUACGCUACUCUGUGGACAUUUGCGCAACGUCUGCUGGCGGUGGUCGAAGCAGCAGCAAACUGGUCACGUUCUCUGCGAACCUUGUCGG
This is a messenger RNA of Anopheles cruzii, 1402 nucleotides long. Its product is annotated as G protein pathway suppressor 2. The record is from RefSeq and is a predicted model, not a curated record. NCBI's taxonomy places the organism in Eukaryota, Metazoa, Arthropoda, Insecta, Diptera, Culicidae. Gene Ontology annotation, cellular component: transcription regulator complex. Bases 47 to 1306 code for a protein of 419 amino acids. The transcript is spliced from 7 exons. Gene Ontology annotation, biological process: regulation of transcription by RNA polymerase II. Gene Ontology annotation, molecular function: transcription coregulator activity.